AUGUCCACAGCCCACCGACCCAACUGGGCCGCCGCCAAGGGACGCGAAUCCAAAGCGCACCUCUCCGCCCAACGUACCGUGCAGGACAUUGCGCAGCAUACCAAGCUCAAGUUUCGUGCGCCUGCGCAAGCCUCUUCGACGGCGUCCGGAAGCGAGAGUGGGGGGAGGCGGGAUUUGAAGCGGGAGCUGGAGAGUGCAGAGUGGGCGGCGCGGAACGUCAAGAGGGCGAGAGAGGGGCUGGAGCCUCUAACCCGAGCAGAUGAGGAGGUGGAGGGGGAGGAGGGGAAGAGGAGAGCGGCGAUACAGGCCGCCUUGGAGCUCGAUAAGGACUCUGACGCCGACUCCUCCUCCGACGAUGACGACGACGAUGAGGAGGGGAAGGAGCGGUCGAAAUCGCCCUCCGCUGGUCAGAUCAAGGAAGAGAGCGACGACGGUGACGAGAGCGAUUCGGACGAGGACAGCGACGAAGACGAACAAGCGCUCCUCCUCCGCGAACUCGAAAAGAUCCGCUCCGAACGAGCCGCCGAAAAAGCCCGACUGUCCGCCCUUGCCGAUUCGACCACCCAGCUUUCCCGCGAACAAGAGAUCGCCCAAGGAAACCCCCUGUUGAACCUCCAACACGCCCUCCAUGGCUCUGCCGCAUCCACAACAACGGAGGCCGAGGAGGGCGAUUUCGCAGUUCGCAAACGAUGGGAUCACGACGUGAUCUUCAAGAACCAGGCGGGCGCCGCAGGUAAUACGGGUGGAAAGGGAGGGAGUGGGUUCGUCAAUGAUUUGACCAGGAGCGACUUCCAUCGCAAGUUUAUGAGCAGAUACAUUCGAUGA
Kalmanozyma brasiliensis GHG001 is the source of this 825-nucleotide messenger RNA. RefSeq names its product Pre-mRNA-splicing factor Cwf15/Cwc15. Gene Ontology annotation, cellular component: catalytic step 2 spliceosome. NCBI's taxonomy places the organism in Eukaryota, Fungi, Basidiomycota, Ustilaginomycetes, Ustilaginales. Bases 1 to 825 code for a protein of 274 amino acids. Gene Ontology annotation, biological process: mRNA cis splicing, via spliceosome. The transcript has a single exon. The record is from RefSeq and is a predicted model, not a curated record. Gene Ontology annotation, molecular function: RNA binding.